CGCGCGCGCGAGCGACGGCCACAGGUACGCGGGCAAGAUGGCGGCGGCGGUGGCGGGGAUGGACUGCGCGAUGGAGGUGGUGCCGGCGCUGGCGGAGGAGGCCGCGUCCGAGGCGCCGGGCCUCAGCUGUCUCGUCAGCCUGCCGGGCGAGGUGCUGGAGUACAUCCUGUGCAGCGGCUCGCUGACGGCCGCCGACAUCGGCCGCAUUUCCAGCACCUGCCGGCGGCUGCGCGAGCUGUGCCAGAGCAGCGGGAAGGUGUGGAAGGAGCAGUUCCGGGUGAGGUGGCCUUCCCUUAUGAAACACUACAGCCCCACCGACUACGUCAAUUGGUUGGAAGAAUAUAAAGUUCGGCAAAAAGCUGGGUUAGAAGCCCGGAAGAUUGUAGCCUCAUUCUCAAAGAGGUUCUUUUCAGAGCACGUCCCUUGUAAUGGUUUUAGCGACAUUGAGAAUCUUGAGGGACCAGAGAUAUUUUUUGAGGACGAACUGGUGUGUAUCCUAAAUAUGGAAGGAAGAAAAGCUUUGACCUGGAAAUACUACGCAAAAAAAAUUCUCUACUACCUACGACAACAGAAAAUCUUAAAUAAUCUUAAGGCUUUUCUUCAGCAGCCUGAUGACUAUGAAUCAUAUCUUGAAGGUGCCGUGUAUAUUGACCAAUACUGCAAUCCUCUCUCUGACAUCAGCCUCAAAGACAUCCAGGCCCAGAUUGACAGCAUCGUAGAGCUUGUUUGCAAAACCCUCCGGGGCAUAAACAGUAGACACCCCAGCUUGGCCUUCAAGGCAGGUGAAUCCUCCAUGAUAAUGGAAAUAGAACUCCAGAGUCAAGUGCUGGAUGCCAUGAACUAUGUCCUUUAUGACCAACUGAAGUUCAAGGGGAACCGAGUGGAUUACUAUAAUGCCCUAAACUUAUAUAUGCACCAGGUUUUGAUCCGCAGAACAGGAAUCCCAAUCAGCAUGUCUCUUCUCUACUUAACAAUUGCCCGGCAAUUGGGGGUCCCACUGGAACCUGUCAACUUCCCGAGUCACUUCUUACUCAGGUGGUGUCAAGGAGCAGAAGGGGUGACCCUGGACAUCUUUGACUACGUCUACAUAGAUGCUUUUGGGAAAGGCAAACAGCUGACAGUGAAGGAGUGUGAAUACUUGAUCGGCCAGCACGUGACAGCAGCAUUGUAUGGGGUAGUCAAUGUAAAGAAGGUCUUACAGCGAAUGGUGGGGAACCUUUUAAGCCUGGGAAAGCGGGAAGGCAUUGACCAGUCGUACCAGCUCCUGAGAGACUCACUCGAUCUGUAUCUGGCAAUGUACCCAGACCAGGUGCAGCUUCUCCUCCUUCAAGCCAGGCUCUACUUCCACCUGGGAAUCUGGCCAGAGAAGUCUUUCUGUCUUGUCUUGAAGGUGCUUGACAUCCUCCAGCACAUCCAGACCCUAGACCCGGGGCAGCACGGGGCGGUGGGCUAUCUGGUGCAGCACACGUUAGAGCACAUUGAGCGCAAGAAGGAGGAGGUGGGCGUGGAGGUGAAGCUCCGCUCCCAUGAGAAGCACAGAGAUGUCUGCUACUCCAUUGGGCUUAUUAUGAAACACAAGAGGUAUGGCUACAACUGUGUGAUCUAUGGCUGGGACCCCACCUGCAUGAUGGGACACGAGUGGAUCCGCAAUAUGAAUGUCCACAGCCUGCCUCACGGCCAUCACCAGCCUUUCUAUAACGUGCUGGUGGAGGAUGGCUCCUGCAGAUACGCAGCCCAAGAAAACUUGGAAUAUAAUGUGGAGCCUCAAGAAAUCUCACACCCUGAUGUCGGACGCUAUUUCUCAGAGUUUACUGGCACUCACUACAUCCCCAAUGCAGAGCUAGAAAUUCGAUAUCCAGAGGACCUGGAGUCGGUCUAUGAAACAGUGCAGAAUAUUUACAGUGCAAAGAAAGAGAACGUGGAGUAAAGUCUAGUAGAGACAUUGUACCUUUCCUGCUGCUGUCUCCCAAGAGAACAGGGUUCCGGGAGAAGCCUCCAUGGACCCUCUGGAUCCCCACCCCCAGGAAGGCCACUACCCAGUAGUGCGGGUUGCCGCCUCCUCAGUUUAAACGGUGUGCACUCUCCUCCAGCUGCAAAGACAGUGUUGCUCUCCGCCUACACUAGUGAAUUCAUGCAAAAGGCACUGUGUUCAGUGGCAUGGCUCGUAUGCUUGUCCUGUGGUGACAGUUUGUGACAUUCUGUCCUCAUGAGGUCUCACAGUCGGCACUCUUUUUUAUUCACUUUCCAUCGUGUCUGUCUGUAUUUGUCUCCAAACAUUUCAUUUGCUAGGCAGAUGGGGUUACAUUUUGCAAUAAUUUCUGCCUGAUUUCUCUGUGGGACAUGUGCAGUCCUCUGUCAGGAUUGUCUUCUUACCCUGAACUUAGUUGCUUCUUGAGAGGCAGAGCUGUGAGUGAGCCUGGCAUCAUCUUGAACAUGGAGACACUAUAACAAACUAACAAUAAUCUAAGACGUUUGAGGGUUUUUUUUCCCUAAUAUUUGCAGCAG
Molecule: messenger RNA, 2505 nt
Organism: Manis javanica (Malayan pangolin)
Lineage: Eukaryota; Metazoa; Chordata; Mammalia; Pholidota; Manidae
Gene: FBXO21
Product: F-box protein 21
Molecular function (GO): protein binding; DNA binding
Source: RefSeq, a predicted model, not a curated record